AUGGACGAGGACAUCUCCAACUUCGUCGCCAUCACGGCCGCCAGUCCGGAGGCUGCCCGUGGCUACCUCGAGAUGGCGAACAACAACCUCGAGUCGGCCAUCCAGCUCUUUUUCGAGAGCCCCGACCUCGCGAGUAGCUUCACCGCCGCUCCUGCCGCCAGCGCGUCCACAGCACCACCCGUCCCCGCAGCUACCCGACCAAACAUCGGCCGCCAAGACGACCGCGGAAUUAUCCACAUAGACAGCGAUGACGACGGCGACACGGCCAUGACCGUCGACGACGAUGACGAUACGUUUGGCCAAGACGACUCCGAUAUCGCCGCCCAGGCCCAGGUCGAGGCUAUUGCACGGAACGCGCAGGAGGAGGAAGAUGCCGCCAUGGCCAAGAAAUUACAAGAGGAGCUCUAUGGUGGUGGCGCCGGCGGAGGAGGAGGCGGAGCUGCCCCCGACGAGGUCAGAUCGCCCAUCGCCAGAACUACGGAGACGCUGGUUGGAGGCUACGAUGCCGACGACGGCAUGGGUAUGGAUAUGGACUCCAUCAUCCGAGCACAGAUGCGCCAGAGAGAGGCGGCGAGAGCAGCACGAGGUGGUGGUCCCUUCAGUCAUAACUUGUCCAUCUGGGACGACGACACCCCGACGCCUCAGCCAGCCGCGACCGAAAGCGGUGCCCGCGCUCAGAGACUGGCGGAGCUCUUCCGCCCGCCCUACGAUAUCAUGUCCAGAUCGGACUGGGACGAGGCACGACAGGAGGGCAAGGACGAUAAGAAGUGGAUUUUGGUCAACCUGCAGGACAUGAGCGACUUCAACUGCCAGGCCCUGAACCGCGACAUCUGGAAAGACCCCGCCAUCAGGCAAUUGUUGGCAGAGAGCUUCAUCUUUCUCCAGUACGACAAGUCCUCCAUCUCCGCACAGCAGUACGUGACGUUCUACUUCCACCACGGUGGCCACGAGAACCCCGAUAACUACCCCCACGUCGCCAUUAUCGAUCCGAGAACAGGAGAGCAGGUCAAGGUCUGGAGCGGACGGCCGUUCCCCACCGCCACCGACUUCCACGCGCAGCUGGCCGAGUUCCUCGACCGCUACAGCUUGGCGGCGAACAGCAAGAACCCUGUCGCGGACCAGACGACGCAGCGGCCCAAGACGGUCGACGUGGACCGGAUGACGGAGGAGGAGAUGCUGGAGAUGGCGCUGCAGAACAGUCUCGAGACGUCCAACGGCGGCGGCAGCAGCAGCUCCAAGCCCAAGACGAGCGUGUUCGACCCCGACGCGCUCACCAAGUCGGAUUCAUCCAGCGAGAAGGGCAAGGCCCCUGCGGCGGACGAGGCGACGACCCCCACGGCGGAGGCACCUGCACAGAGCAUCUGGGCCAAAAUCGCAAGCGACAAGCCCCACACAGAGCCCGAGAACAACCCCGCCACGACGACGCGGAUACAGUUCCGCCACCCCACCGGACGUGUCAUCCGGCGGUUCAACCUGGACGACACGGUCAGACGCAUCUAUGAGUGGCUCAAGGCAGAGCCGCUGGAGGGCAAGGAGGGCGUUGAGUUCGAACUGAAGCGCAUGCCGCAGGGCCAGGACCUGACGGAGGAGUUGGACAAGACCAUCAUGGAGGCCGGCCUCAAGCAGGGAACCGUCAUGAUUGAGUUCAUCGAGGACUAG
Messenger RNA from Colletotrichum aenigma, 1659 nucleotides. It is a transcript of the gene UBX5, whose product is annotated as UBX domain-containing protein 5. Gene Ontology annotation, molecular function: ubiquitin binding. The transcript has 2 exons. Gene Ontology annotation, biological process: proteasome-mediated ubiquitin-dependent protein catabolic process. Gene Ontology annotation, cellular component: nucleus. NCBI's taxonomy places the organism in Eukaryota, Fungi, Ascomycota, Sordariomycetes, Glomerellales, Glomerellaceae. The record is from RefSeq and is a predicted model, not a curated record. Bases 1 to 1659 code for a protein of 552 amino acids.